Panicum virgatum (switchgrass) is the source of this 1828-nucleotide messenger RNA. RefSeq names its product UPF0481 protein At3g47200-like. The record is from RefSeq and is a predicted model, not a curated record. The transcript is spliced from 2 exons. The coding region runs from base 183 to 1631 and encodes 482 amino acids. Lineage: Eukaryota; Viridiplantae; Streptophyta; Magnoliopsida; Poales; Poaceae.
GAAGUUCCUUCCCUACAAGGCAAGCCUUCUUCCUGGUGCUCUCCAGUCCUCACCAUCCCAGCCUUCAUCGAAGUGUGCAAUCCUCCCUCCCUCUUUCACUUUAUUCUUCCCUCUGCUGCAUCUUGAUCCCUCUCUUCCUUUCCGAAAGCCUGCAAAGCCUAGCAAUCUGCAGCAGCCUGGCGAUGGCACCUCAUCCUUCUUCAUAUACCGUUGUCAGCUGUGGAGGUCCUCUGGGGAAGCAGCAGACUCAUCAGCAGCAGCGGAGAGCGAGGCCGCCGGACGAAAUGGCGGCCUGCCGGCGUGACCGCAGCAGCUUCGAGGAGAGCGCGUGGGUGGCGGAGGUGGAGGCCGUGGUGGCGGACGGCGGCGCAUUGGAGGAGGAGGCGGCGCGGUGGCGGCGGCACUGCAUCUACCGCGUGCCGGCGCGCAUCAAGGACCUGAACCCGAAGGCGUACCGGCCGCAGGUGGUGUCCCUCGGCCCGUUCCACCACGGCGAGCCGCAGCUGCGCCCCAUGGACGCGCACAAGCGCCGCGCCCUGGUCCACUUCCUCCGCCGCGCGAGCCGGCCGCUGGCGGAGUUCGCGGCCGCGGUCGCCGGCGGGGACGGGGAGUACGAGCGGCUGGAGGGCGCGUACGCGGGGCUCGGCGACGAGUGGCGCGGCGCCGCCGGCGAGGAGCGGUUCGUGGCGCUCAUGGUCACCGACGGGUGCUUCCUCCUGGAGGUGAUGCGCGCGGCGUCCGGCUGGGAGGUGAACGACUACGCCGCCGACGACCCCGUCUUCAGCCCCCACGGCCUGCUCCACACCGUGCCCUACAUCCGCCGCGACAUGCUCAUGAUCGAGAACCAGCUGCCGCUCCUCGUCCUCGACCGCCUCCUCGCCGUCGAGACCGGCAAGGAUGGGAACGAGGAGCUGAUCAACCGGAUGGUGCUGCUGUUCCUGUCGCCGACGGCGUGGCCGCUGACAACCGGCGUCGGGCUGGCGCUGCACCCGCUGGACGUCCUCCGCCGGAACCUCCUCUACGGCCCGCUCCCUGCCCCGCGCGCGCCGGACUCCUCCUCGCCGGCGGCGGCGCCCGACGACGCCAUCCGGUCGGCGGAGGAGCUGUACGAGGCCGGGGUCCGGUUCAAGCGCAGCGCCACGGGCAGCCUCCUGGACAUCCGGUUCCACCGGGGCACGCUCUACCUCCCGCCCAUCGCCGUCGACGACACCACCGAGUACAUGCUGCUGAACCUGAUGGCGCUCGAGCAGCUGCACGCCGGCGCCGGGGACGGCGUGACGGCGUACGUCUUCUUCAUGGACAACAUGGUGGGCACGGCGCGGGACGCGGCGCUGCUGACGGCGCGGCGGGUGGUGCACAGCGCGGUGGGCGGCGACAGGGCCGUGGCGCGGCUGUUCAACGGGCUGUCCAGGGACGCGGUGCUGGAGCCGCGGAGCGCGCUGGACGGCGUGCACCGGGAGGUGAACACCUACUGCCGGAAGCGCUGGAACCGGUGGCGCGCCAACCUCGUGCACACCUACUUCCGGAGCCCGUGGUCGUUCCUCUCCCUCGCCGCCGCCGUCUUCCUCCUCGCCAUGACCAUCCUGCAGACCGUCUACACCGUCCUGCCCUACUACAGCGACAACAACUAGCUAGCUAGCUAGUUCUUGCUAUCACUAUAUAUAACAGCUUUCUUACGGUUUAGUAGUUCUCAGCUGAUCGAUGAAUUUCUUUUAAUUUGUUUCUUUCGGUGAUUUCUAGCUAUGAAGCAACUAAUGUGUGCCUUCCUGCAACUCUUUUUAGCGAACUAUCUACGUAUUUCAUUUUGUUUGCUAAAACAAAAUGUGCC